UUAGCCGCAAUAAUUGCGAAAAUUACGACAUGGAUAUUGCGUAGCUGUCCUUCUGCUAAACAACAACAAUUUACUGCAAAAUAAACUUGUAUCGAGUGUGUGACAGGUUAAACCAGAUGAACAGCUCAUGACAAUAUAAAGAGUUUAAUGUUUAAAUUAAAAUACCUGCGAAAAAAGAAAUGCCACUCGCCCUGCAAGACAAGCGCUGCCGGAAUAUUCACUCGUCCGGAGCCGAUUUCUACUCCUAAUAACGAGGGGCGAGUGAAUUUGUUGAGCCCUGAGUAUGACUUAACGAUGUCUGAGGGUUUGAGGAAACGACAAGCAAACAACAAGCCCAGAGUAGUGGAGCAGGAUGUGACAGAAGAAAAGAAGUAUCGCCAAUCAAUUGGAUGGCGCAAGGCUGGGUUGAUCAGUACAGGCCUGACUCUGAUCAUCUUUCCUAUGGUUCUGUCUAUCAUACCUUCACCAAUUGACCCAGUGGCAUACACACUGCCCCCGCCCCCAGAGUGGGUUGGUGCCCUGGCGCCCAACACCAAUCUGCAGCGGGCCACCAGGCUGUUCCAGGGGGAGGUAACUGGACCAGAGUCCAUCGUGGUCGACGGAGAUUACAUGUACACUGGCACAGCCGAUGGUCGCAUUAUGGUCAUCCAUAAGGGACAUGUCCGAGAAUUGACGAGGCUUGGACGAUUGCCAUGUGAAGGGUUUAAAGAUGAGCCAACAUGUGGGCGGCCCCUGGGUAUGAGGAUGGAUAGAGACGGCUACUUGAUUGUGCUAGACACAUACCUCGGCAUUUUCAAGGUCAAUGUUGCAACUGGUGACAAGAAAUGGCUGUCAAGUGUGGAAACUGACGGUCACACUUCCAAGUUUCUGAAUGACCUUGACAUUGGUCCAGAUGGGACGUACUACAUAUCGGACUCGAGCACCAAAUGGGACCGCAGACACAACCGAUACCUCGUCAUGGAGGGCGAUGCAACAGGCAGAUUAUUGUCCUACCACCCAGAAACCAACACAACCACUGUCCUAGCGACCGGGAUUCCAUUUGCAAAUGGAGUACAGCUGACCAGGGACAAACAGGCUAUCUUGCUGACAUCUACAACCCUAGCUGCUGUCUACAAAUAUUACAUAGCUGGUCCAAAGUCCGGCACCCUAGAGACCUUCAACAACAACCUUCCAGGCCUCCCUGACAACAUUCGCCGUAGCAGCAAGGGAGGUUACUGGGUAGGCCUGGCCUCGGUCCGGCGACCUGGGAGAUCUAUAGUAGAUGCCCUGGCAUCACGACCGUGGUUGAGACAGCUGAUUGCAAAGAUAUUUUCACAAGACGCUAUUAUUAAACUUCUGAGCACGUUUAACCCCUAUGGGAUGGUGAUUCAUCUGAAUGAACUAGGGGAGAUAACUCAGUCACUUCACGAUCCUACUGGGGCCAAGAUUUCGGCAGUUAGCGAAGUGGAGGACAGAGACGGAGUGCUCUACCUUGGAUCUUAUUAUUCCCCAUUUUUGAGUAAAUUAUAUUUGACUGAUAUUAAGAACUGAUAGCUUGUGUGGCUCCUGCUUUGAAUCGUAAGUUAUAACAUAACUGUACAUCCUAAAACAUCUAGUCUUAUUGAAAUGUAUUCAAGGAGCGAUAACUGUUUUAUUUUAUUAGCUCGGCUGUUUUCGGAGAAAACCCGAGGUAUUGUCAUAGCCAGCUCGUCGUGUCGUGUCCGUGUCGUGCUAAAACCUUUACAUUUCGUCAAGGUUUUGAACAUUGGCUCUGAAAUCAAAGUGCUUCCACCUACAACUUUGAAACUUCAUAUGUAGCUGCACCUUGAUGAGUUCUACACGCCACACCCAUAUUUGGGUCACUAGGUCAAAGGUCAAGGUCACUGACCUCUAAAAAAAAAAAAAAAAAUCUGACAAGCUUUCAUUUCUUCAAAAAUGCACCCGAGCUGAGCAUGGCCCCCGUUAUGCGGUGCUCUUGUUUUGUAUACAUACAUUUUUGUUUUAUUCACAGAAUUAUUGGAAUUGUUGUAUUAUCAUAUGUUUUGUACAUGUUACUUUUGUUAAGGGCAUUAGUAACUGUAAAUUCAUGAAUAUCAUUAGACACCUUAUAGAGUUACAGCUGCUCUGUUAUAUUUUGAUCAAAAUUUCAAAUAUAUUCACAGAAAUCCACAUUCUUACUUCAGUUGCAAAUUGUAUGUAGGAUUUACCAUGUACACAUGUUUUAAUUCUUGUCUUGCCAAAGGUAAUAUAGAAACAGUUUGUUCAGUUCAUAAUCUAUUGUGUACAAUACAUUUCUAGGAAAUCUGUUAGUACAUUGAAAAAGCUUAUACCAUUAUCAUCUACAUGUCAAUAAAGGAAACUGACAAGUGUG
Dreissena polymorpha is the source of this 2350-nucleotide messenger RNA. Its product is annotated as adipocyte plasma membrane-associated protein-like. The record is from RefSeq and is a predicted model, not a curated record. The coding region runs from base 148 to 1530 and encodes 460 amino acids. The transcript has 11 exons. Gene Ontology annotation, biological process: biosynthetic process. Lineage: Eukaryota; Metazoa; Mollusca; Bivalvia; Myida; Dreissenidae. Gene Ontology annotation, molecular function: strictosidine synthase activity.